ACUGGCUUCUUUAAGGCUUGCUUCAAUGGGCUCAACGCUUUGUCAGGAGUAGGGUUAGUAUCAGUUCCAUACGCACUAUCAAAGGGAGGAUGGUUGAGCUUGAUACUUCUUUUCAUUAUUUCUGUUGUAACUUGGUACACGGGGUUGCUAAUUCGAAGAUGUAUGGAUCUAAAUUCAAGUAUCAAAACUUAUCCUGACAUUGCUGAGCAUGCAUUUGGGUACAAGGGAAGAAUGGCGGUAUCAAUUUUAUUGCAUUUAGAGCUGUAUUUAGUUGCCACAGGAUUCUUGAUAUCGGAAGGGGACAACUUGCACAAUCUGUUACCGGACAUGGUCGUCUUAGAAGUUGCAGGGCUGAAAAUUGGAGGAAGCAAGCAAAGUUUUGUUGUGAUCAUUGCUCUUAUAAUAUUGCCAUCUGUAUGGUUAGAUGACUUGAGCAUUGUUUCCUAUAUCUCUGUCAGUGGUGUCUUAGCUUCUUUUAUUGUAAUUGGCUCUACUGCCUGGGCUGGUGCAGUAGACGGAGUUGGAUUCCAUAGAAGGGGAGUACUUGUAAGUUUGGCCGGAUUACCAACCACUGUUAGUUUAUACACCUUUUGCUACUGUGCCCAUCCAGUCUUUCCUACCCUCUAUACUUCCAUGAAACACAAACAUCAGUUUUCUCAGGUGCUGCUGCUUUGCUUUGUAAUCUCUACCAUUGGUUAUGCAUCAAUGGCAGUGAUGGGGUAUCUCAUGUUCGGCUCAAGUGUAAAAUCUCAGGUAACACUAAACCUUCCCAUUGAAAAACUUAGCUCCAGGAUAGCAAUAUGCACUACUCUGAUCAAUCCAAUAACCAAAUACGCAUUGAUGAUUACACCAAUACGUGCUGCUUUUGAGAAUGGUUUGCCACGUCGAUACAACAAAGGGCCCAUUAGACUCCUGAUAAGGACCACUCUGUUGAUUAGCACAGUCAUUGUGGCCUUGGUCUUUCCCUUUUUCGGCUAUUUGAUGGCAUUAGUCGGAGCUUUUCUAAGUGCCAUAGCUUCUAUGCUACUACCGUGCAUCUGUUACUUGAAGAUUUUUGGCAAUAAUCAGGGAUUGGGCUAUGAACCAGUGAUUAUCAUGGGGAUUCUGUUGUUUGGAAUUUCAGUUGUGGUUGUUGGCACUUACACAUCUCUGGCGCAAAUAAUACAACGUUUAUGA
Molecule: messenger RNA, 1176 nt
Organism: Nelumbo nucifera (sacred lotus)
Lineage: Eukaryota; Viridiplantae; Streptophyta; Magnoliopsida; Proteales; Nelumbonaceae
Product: amino acid transporter AVT1I-like
Biological process (GO): amino acid transmembrane transport
Cellular component (GO): vacuolar membrane
Molecular function (GO): L-amino acid transmembrane transporter activity
Source: RefSeq, a predicted model, not a curated record